Jatropha curcas is the source of this 3039-nucleotide messenger RNA. RefSeq names its product putative E3 ubiquitin-protein ligase RF298. Lineage: Eukaryota; Viridiplantae; Streptophyta; Magnoliopsida; Malpighiales; Euphorbiaceae. The record is from RefSeq and is a predicted model, not a curated record.
AAAUAAGUACACUGCCACACUCACCUCCCAGCAGCGUCGCAGCAGUUCACAAGUCACAAAUGUACAGCAGAGAGGGGAUAGCGCUGCUUAAAACUUUCCCAUUCUCUUCGCGCCUUACACAUGGAUUGAAGGAAGCCAACCCAUUUUGUCUUCUUUACUAAUUUUUUCAGCCUUGCAGGUAAUGUGUUUGUUGUUGCGUUUUUGUUUCUGGGCAAAUAUUUCAUUUUCCCCCUUUGAUCAAUCCGAGCAUUUCGACAAAGAGCAAAGGAUUACCCGUUCGUUCUCUUUAUCUUCAGUAUAUAGGGUUAACACUUGUUAUUGAUCAAAAAGUGGAGAAAUGACUAAUAGAAGUGGUGGCAAUAGCAACUUAGGUUCUCUAUCUGUGUCUGAACAAGAUAAAGGAACUAAGAACAAGAGAAAAUUAGUUGAUCCUUCUCCAGAUAAUCCGAUUAACCAAUCUUCAUGUCUUACUGAAUUUCCUCGAUUCGAGCCAUCUUCAGAUAAAUCUCGGAACCCACAAAGUGAACUUGGCGGUUUGGAGGUGGGCUCCACUCAGCCUACUGACUGGGAUGGUGAUCCUGUCGAACUUCAACUUCAAGAACUAUUGAUGACUAACAUACACACAAUUUUCCAGAAUGCAAUUAAGCAGCUGGUUGAAAGUGGGUAUAAUGAGGAUAUUGCUCAAAAGGCCAUUUCAAGGCUCGGGCUGUACUAUGGGGAUAAAGACCUCGUGGCAAACAUAGUGAAUGAUGCUGUGACCUUAUUGAAGGAUGGGAAGGAAAAUAAUGGCAUAAGAGAUGUUGUGUUUGACAAUUUGCAACAAAUGGUAGAGUACACAAUGCUAGAGAUGGUUAAUGUGCUUAGGGAAGUUAAGCCCUCAUUGUCCACUGGGGAAGCAAUGUGGUGGUUAUUAAUAUGUGAUUUGAACAUUUCACAGGCAUGUGCAUUGGGAGGAGAUCUGCUGAGUGAAUUUAGUGUCAAAGAAAUCCCAGGAGAGAGCUCUUCAGAUUCUACUCUUUCCAAAUCAAGUUCAAAGUCCAAAAGCUCUGAACCUUUUCCCUCGAAUAACAAGGAGCCAAAUAUUUCAAAUUCUUCUCUAUUUGAUGCUCAAAGUUAUUCGCAAGGAACAGUAAAAUUUGGAAGUUUCCCAAAUUUGCCUGACCUCAAAAGUUCCUUUGGUCUUGAUGGGCUAAAACCAGAAAAGGAGAGUUUUCUUUCUGUGUCAGGAAGUUCUGAGAAAUCCUUGAGUACAACUACAUCCCAUAUAUCUGUCUCCGAGGGAAAAUUAAAAACAGGACGCAAGACACUCACCAAGAAAGAACUUGCAAUUUGGCAGAAAACCUUGAAUACAGAGAGGGCUCUGAGGAAUCAUGGUAAAUCAAUUUCCCAAUCUGGAAAAAUUACAAGUUUUGGUGGUUUUAUUUCAGAAAAGAGAAUGAAAUCUCCAUCUGAAUCACAUGGUCUCCGGACAAAAGGUUCUGUUUCAAAUGCAAAAGCCAAAGUUGAGAUGAAAGGAAGUCGUCAUGUUAUUACCAGUACUCCACCUGUUGUAUCUGCAUCAGUUGACUCUUUGAAAGAGGGGAUAAAAAAUGCUUCAGCUGCAGCAAAUACUGAACUCACAGUUUUGGGAAAGAAGCCUGUAUUGAAGCCAGAGGAGAACACCAUUUUGUUUCCAAAGAUAUCUGAUUAUUAUGCUGGAAUUCCAUAUGACAAAUCUGUGGGGAAGUAUGUCGCACAAGAUGAGAAAGAUGAAUUUAUUCUAAGGAUAGCUCCUCGGGUGCAGGAACUACAGAAUGAUAUCCAAAAUUGGACUCAGUGGGCCAAUCAGAAAGUUAUGCAGGCUGCUCGUAGGCUCAGCAAAGACAAGCCGGAGCUUAAAGCUCUCAAACUGGAGAAGGAAGAGGCAGAACAAUUUAAGAAAGAUAAGAAAGUCAUAGAGGAGAAUGCCAUGAAAAGGUUAGCAGAAGUGGAGUAUGCCUUGAUUAAUACUACUGGCCAGGUUGAGACAUCUAAUUCGAAUAUUCAGAAGCUUGAGGAGGAACAUUCUCUGCUGAAGCAGGCGUUGGAGGCUGCAAAAUUACAAGCUGCAGAGUCAGCCGUGAGUUGUCAGGAAGCGCUAGAGAGAGAGCAGAAGGCCCUGAAGGAUGCUCAAUCAUGGAAUGGGCAGAAGAGCUUGUUGCUGGAGGAGCUAGAAACUCAUAAACAAAAGGUGCUCACACUGCAAAGGAAUAUAGACAAGGCAGAAAAGAUACAGAACCAAUUUGAGGCCAGAUGGAAACAGGAGAGAUUGAUAAAGGAAAAAUGGCUUGCACAGGCUGCCUCCAUAAAGCAUGAAUGGGAACAACUUGAAGCUGCAAAAAAACUAGAGGAGGAUAUGAUAAGGCAAAAUGCAGAAAAUGACGUGAAGAAUUGUGUGGAGGACAUCAAAAGGCUUGAGAAAGAAAUAUCUGAUCUAAAGUUGAAGUCUGACGCCUCAAGAAUUGCUGCUCUUAAAAGGGGCAUUGAUGGAAACUAUGGCCUGUCAGGCAACUGGGCUGCUAACGUGAAUAUGAAGGGAAACCAAGACUCUAAUAACUUGGAAAACAUCGUGCAUUUCCAGGAAACUUUUGGAACUAGAGGUUUAAGAUGGGAGAGGGAGUGUGUCAUGUGCUUAUCAGAAGAGAAGUCAGUAGUUUUUAUCCCAUGUGCGCAUCAGGUCUUGUGCACAAAAUGCAAUGAACUCCACAAAGAAGAGGGGAUGAAGGACUGCCCUUCUUGUCGGACUCCUAUCAUGCGGCGGAUUCCAGCCCGCUUUGCUAAUCCAUGACAAUGAGCCUUGUACAUCUUUUUUUGCAGGAACAGGAACUGAGUUGAGAAAGCUAUGUUUUUAUACGAGAGAGUUUCAUUUUGUUCUUUUUGGGUCAUAAAUAGUUCGUAUAACUAGGAAAGAAAGAAAAAAAAAAGAAUGACGAAGAAGCAUGUAGAGAUGCUGACUUACCUUGUAAAUAGAGUCAAAAGCUUUUAAUCCAUAUAUGAAAUGUGAACCUUCUUUUUGCCUCA